AGAGAACAGAUUAACACUUUGCUAUUAGGGAACAGCUAUGUUCUCAGGGGAAGGGGAAUUAGAAACUCUUGUGUAAAUAUGUUUACUGGACCUUGUCCUUUCUGGCAUUAGAAGUGGAAAAUAAAGUGCAGAAAAACAGAUGUCUAAAGAAGGUGAGGAGGAGGAAGAGAUAAGAGAGAGCAAAUGAGAAUUGGUAGAGUGGAAAAAUGAAAUGGGAGUUAAGGUACAGACACAGGGACAUGUGGCGUGCAUUUUCUGAUCUCUAGUUACUCUGGAGAACAGCAGGAAAGGGAAGAGGAUGCCAGACCUUUUGUCCAGUCCUGUGUGUCUGACAGUCAUCUGUUUUUUAUCUUGGACGGUGCAACCCGGUUGUGCUCAGAUUUGGACUGAUGAAGUGUCAGGCGUGCAGUACGGGCGCUUGGAGUCAAAUGUGACACUGGCAUGCGGGAAGUCACAAACCGGGUUACCUGUGGUGUGGCGUCUCAACCACAGCUCAGCUUUGCCAUGGCACAAAGUGACGUCAAAUGGAAGCUUAGUCCUGUUGCAUGUCAACCACUCGGCGCAGGGCAACUACAGCUGCUAUGACAGCCGGGGGCUCCUCCUUCACUCUGUCAAACUCAGGCUGGGCUAUCCCCCUGGGCUGCUGAGCAUUUCCUGUCAAGUUCCCAAUCACACUCAUGUUCGCUGCUCCUGGGUGGAAUCGGUGAAGACCUUCCUGCCAGCCAAUUACAGUGCCUCCUUCAGGGGCCUUCGUCAUGAGUGGAGGACAUGCGCCGUGGACAUCGCCCGCAAGCACUGUGACAUACAUUACCCUGCGUACUGGCAGGCCAUCCAUACCCUGAGAAUCACAGAGACCAAUGACCUGGGGUCUGAGACGACAUCUGUCCAGUUUAAGUUGCAUGAGCUAUUGAAACCAGACCCUCCAGAGUCCCUGGUGGUGAAGCAGAUUGAAGGCUAUUCAACGAGGCUGUUAGUCUCAUGGGCCUUACCUUCUUCUUGGCCAACGCAUGAUGCUUUCCCCCUUAUGUUUCAUAUCAGAUACAGGCCACAAGGCUCAAUGUACUGGUCAGAGAUUUUCUCUGAUGAGAGCCCAGUCGUGGUUUAUGAUGCUCUGGCUAGCCACCUCCACGAAGUUCAGGUUCGGGCCCAUGACGAGGUGAACUCCGAUAGCCAGUGGAGUGAAUGGAGUCCUGUGCUCCUGGCCAGGCCUUGGGAAGAAUACAGCACGCCUGAACCAACAGACUGGCCCCUGCCAGAGGACUAUUUUUAUCUCUUCAAUACAAAACCCGAAACCUCCACCGCAAAGUCAAACAAUCCUGCAAUUGAGGAUGAAGGUCAUUUGGGUUUGGUGAUUCUGCUGGUUUUAUUCUCCGUGGUCAUCCUCACCACCGUCCUUUCCCUCAUCUUUGUUGUGUGGGUAAGGCAAAGGCGGCGUGAUCAUGUGACAAUACAGGAACUCGCCUCCAUGGUCAAGAUGAAGACCAUGCCAAUCUAAUGUUGAUUUCAAGCAUCUUGUCAGCCCGUUCUAGGGCUCCAUCCAGGAGUCAGCCUCGGCCGUUACCACUGUAGAAUGCUGGCCGUCCAUACACGACCCAGAAUGCAUCAGCCAGAGUCCAUCCAGGAUCCAGAAGGACAGGGACAAACCUACACAAGGAACUUUGCAGAGUAGGGUAAAGUAAAAGUGGACAUAUUCAGUAUCUGCACUACUCAUAAUGCAGCAGCAGACUCCACCUACUGUCCAUGGGGACAGGGAAAACAGACCCUGCUCUGUUUCUUUGUGUUCACUUCAGCAACUUCAAUGCAGUUCACUCCUCAGCAGACAGCAGGAGUGAGACUGCAUCAGGAUUGAGUUCACUCACAACUAAUGCUGCUUCAGGUAGACUGACUUAUCAACCUUUUUGCAGAGGAAUGACAUUUUUUUUUCUUUGAGGACAGGAAAUGCAGCUGACAAAUAAGAGAACAUAGGCCUCUCUGGGAAAACUCGUCUUGAUUUUCUCACCCAGAAUUCCUCAUGUUUUUGUUUUUGUUUUUGUUUUUUUGUUUUUUGGAGACUCAUUGUAAGAAGUAAUAACGUGCAUUCGUUAUUACAUCGACUGACCAACCAACUCAAUGCUGUGAAGGAAGCAUAAUGUAUGCCAGUCUCUUUGUUUGUAUCUGGUGCCAAAGCAGCAAUUAUGGGCACUGUGGUCACAGUUACUAGCUCCUGAUCUUAGGGAUGGACAUGGAGAAUAAGGUCCAGGGUGGGCGGGUUGGGUCAUCUACACUUUAUUUCAUUUAUGAUUUUAUGUUGCAUGAUAUGCUUUUUUUGUUGUCUGGUGUCUUUAAUACAGGUGUUCUUUUGUUUAUUUUGUUAUACCUCUUUCUGUCCAUCCAUCCACUGUUCCUACAUAUGUGUGAAUGAAAGACACACAUGCGAAGAAAGAGUCAGAGAUAAGAAAAGAGAUACUGGCCUCACAAACCACCAGCAUCGUUGGCAUACUUAGUUAGGAAAUAGUAAAACAUAGAUAAACACUUCCUUCUCCUUCUCUCGGUCUUCUUUCUUAUAACCUCACAUACAGCCUUUAAGAAGCAACCUAACACCGUGCUUAAAGCAGUGCUCUGCUGCACUCUGCGGUUGAAACUGGAUUCACACAACUCGAGGUCAGCAAAAACAACAUUUUCAAAUCAAAAUGGCUCAGUAUCUUUGUCACCCACAUGUAGCUGGAUAGUAAUAAUGUUUUUUUCUUUCAAAUAUUAUGCCUAUUAUGACAGUGUCGAUUGUACGAUUGAAAGUUAUUUUUAUUUUCUUUUUUCUUCAGAAAAAAGAGAAAACUUAAAAAUUUCCAGAAGGUUAAGGUGACUUCCUCAAAUUGUUGUCUGACAAGGUCAAGAAUAUUAAUUUCACAUUGAUGAAAAACUGCAGCAAAUCCUAACAUUUGAUGAGUUAGAACUUGCAAAUAUUUGGCAUUUUCUUGAUAAAUCAUGAAACAUAUAACCAAAUAUAGGUGCAAGCCGUCUUUCUUGGUUUGGUCCUUUUGUGGCCAACAAAUUUUGCCACUCCUGCUAAGCCCCAUCCUUCAGUCGAACUGAAAAUAUCUCCCAAGAUUUAUGAUGAUUGGUGGGCCACGACCUUUGCAAAAAUUUUUUGUUUGAGAGCGGCCAUAUUUUUGAAUCAAUAUUCCCUAUUUAUAAUUGUGUAUCUCAGUCCAGAGUUGGUGUUGAUACAGUCAAAAUCCAGAAAGCGUAUGUCACAUUGUAGUUGUUCAAAUGUAUGCAAAAAACCGAUCCUGUUUUUACCUGUAGAUAAGAGGAAUAAUAAGACAGUUAGAAGCAGAUGCUAACUAUAACCAAAUGCUUAUUAAAGUUACCCAAUGUAAGUAAACUCUUAAGGCCAUAUCUAUUAAAUUAGAAAUCAGUUAUGCAAAUAAAAGUAAAGCAGAGAUUUAUAGGAUUUAAACUCCUGAUAAAAAGCUGGUUUCUUUAUAUUAAGGGAUAAAGCUAGCUCGGUAAAUGUAUCCUAAGCACUUUGUUUGAUAAAUAAUCUGAGAAAUCAUCUUAUUUUUGAGUCCUUUGGGUCGACAGUGCUACUGUGGGUCAAAAGAGCGUAACUGACCUCUAACGUUGACAUGGGGUUCUUUUCACGUGGUUGAGUGGGCUCUCAGAAUCACUGCUAUCACCACUUCUUCAGAACAUGUGGACAGAAUUAAAUGCUUUGUGGGCAGUACAAUGGAAAAAUGUGUUCCUGUACACCAUUUUAAAUAACAGAGAAACAGUACACACCAGGGAGCUUACCCUACAGUAAAUUAUAAUUAAUGUGAUAUUUUGCAAGGUUUUUUUUUUGUUUUUUUUCAGUGGGUCAUUCACUCAAAUCAAUCAUAGAAACAGUAGCCUCGAACAACUGCAGUGUUGGUGUAGCAGAACAUAGUGAUUGUACAAGAACAUCUCCAAUUCCAUGACCGACCAAACAAGCCACCAGCUGGUCGGUUAUCUCAUGAAAGCUUGAGUUUAUGUAACUGAAUCAGAGCAAGCUGAUUGGUGGGUGCGUACAUGAGAUGAGCAUGAACACGACUGACAAGAGCGACUGUCGCUCACUAAAGUGGUGUAACGUCCCACCGACUCAUGGGAAAUGAAUGAUUUCUGGGUGACCAGUGCUAACCGUAUGAAAAGCCCCAAAUACCUCUAAUGAGCAUAUCUGGUUUAAUUUUCUUUUGACACCUGUGCCUCCAAACCUUGUUUCCUGGCGUGCUUUCUACAACAGAUGGAAGUGAGACACUCUGCAGUUUGAGUAGGGUAAUCACAUUAAAAAAGAAGAAAAAAAAUCUUAAUUUCUUUCUUUCUAUUGGUCUGGUUGUCAUAUUCUGUCGAUCCAAAGCUGUGUAGUGUCAGCAACACAAGGUGCAUCGAAGUCAAACUUUUUUCCCAGUUUGACAACUGUAUGUUCUCUCAAGCUAGCUCCACAUAUUAUGCAUGGAUCCAAUUGAAGCUUUUUUUUGUAUAUCAUUGUAUAUCACACUUUAAAACAAUGCAUUUCAUGUAUGUUAUUAUAAGUGAUGUUUAUAUGUAGAGAAAAAAAAAACAUAAUCUUUGGGAUAGUUUCACAGGCAUGGUUUAAUUCAGUCUUGUCUGUAAUAGAUGGAUAUUUUUACAGUUCAUUAUGGUCUGCACAGUUCAGUUCUGAAACUUGUUAAACAAAACAUGAAAUCAAAAUGAAUCUAAGUAGAGCAAACCCCAAUAAAUAUUCAGUCAAUACUAAAAUUACAUUGCAUUUGAAGUAUGUGUAGAUUCGGUAUUUCUAGAAAACAUAAUGUAAAAUCCGAAAGCGAUUCCCACAGAAGAUUCGUAUUAGCGACUGAUGAUAAUCCAUGUCCAGAGGAACUUCCCAACAUUCUGUAUUUGUGUCUUUCUAUCCAGUUAUAUGAAGCUGUCUUACUGUACGAUUACUGUAUGGACAAUGUGUUUACUGAAUUCCUUCAGUUUGCUUUGCUUUAGUGUUCAGUUUGAUUCAGUUCUUGAUUCAGGUCUUGCAGUCUGAUAAUUGACAUUUCGAUAUUUUUCAGCUCUUCAUGAAUUCCUGUGGCAUCGUUCACCGAGGAAGUGAAACUUUCAUUUUGAAAUGAUAUUUUGACAGAGAGCCGAUCUUUCACUUUGUCUUGGAGAGGAAUAUGUGCUGAUAGAUAUCAAUGCUGUGGGCUAGAAAAGAAUAAAUAAAGUAUCUGGUUUCUUAGAGCUUAUGAAAAUAAAAAUAAAAAAAAAAACAUGCAGCAAAAUGUUCAGAAAACAAAAUGUAAACAUCUCAAAGAGAUUGAAUCGGACGCAAUCGGACUUACUUAUAUGUCUUUGAAGACGUUUCGUCUCUCAUACAAGAGGCUUCAUCAGUUCAUGCUCAUCACGACUAGACUAGGCUUGGACGAGAGGCCAAACGUCUUCAUAUAUAUAUAACCAAGUCCAAUUGCGUUCGAUUCAAUUUCUUCGAGAUAGCUGUGACCUUAAACGAGAAUAUCCACAUACAAAAGGUUAGCAGUUAGAAUGACAGUUUUUUUUUCUUUUAAACUGGAUUUGAAAAUGGUUAACUAGCCAUUGAUGGACCAGUAAUGAAUGAAUGUAAGUAUGUAUGUCUUUUUUAGCAUUACCUCCACAUAUUAAGUCAUCAAUAAUUUCCUUCAACGCUUGUUCUUAGUUUGAUCAUUUUUUUCAUGCUUUGAUAGACCUUCAAAGUCCGUUGAAGUGACGUUCAUUGUCUCGAUUCGUUCAUUAUCUCAAUUCGUUCAUUAUCUUGAUGAAAUACUGCAUAUGCUGUUUAGUACAGCAUAACUGCACAAAAAAAUGCAGUAUGAAAACCCAGAGUGCUUUAACUGAUUUAUUUUGUUGUAACUGCUGGGUUUUGCAGGAAACAAAGUUAAUAUUUUUCCAAUAUAAACAGCAAACUAAAAGUAAGAAGUGGCUUUUUUAGGAUACAUUUUUUAAAGAAAGAAAUUUCAUAAACCAACCAUCAAAAUUAUUUUUUUUUUUUUUUUUUGCUGGUCUUGUGCAGUGUCAGUGACUGUUUUUCACCCUGUCUAUCCUGAAUUGGACUUUCAAAGUGAACUGUUGUCUUUCUGUAUAGCGUAUAACCAUCAGUUGCCACCUUUCUGUCUCACUCUAGUGGUCUUUUCUCUGUUUUUUGUGGACACAUUUGUGGUAUUCUCAGUAUUUCCAUGUUCCUCUGCAGUAUGUGAUGGCAGAUGGAGCCUGUUGGUUUUAGUUCUUAUAACUCAAAUUACACUCAGGCAUCCAUUCUCAGAUGUACAUAGUCCUUUUUAUGCUUAAUGUGUACGAUAGAUAUCACCAUAAGCUGUUUUUUUUUCUUCCUUCUUGUAUGUGUCUGUGAAAUAAAUACUAUUUUAUCACA
Scatophagus argus is the source of this 6367-nucleotide messenger RNA. It is a transcript of the gene il11ra, whose product is annotated as interleukin 11 receptor, alpha. Gene Ontology annotation, cellular component: membrane; external side of plasma membrane. The record is from RefSeq and is a predicted model, not a curated record. Gene Ontology annotation, biological process: cytokine-mediated signaling pathway. Bases 299 to 1495 code for a protein of 398 amino acids. The transcript has 12 exons. Lineage: Eukaryota; Metazoa; Chordata; Actinopteri; Scatophagidae. Gene Ontology annotation, molecular function: protein binding; cytokine receptor activity.